AUGGCAGAGGACUUUCCUCUGGAUGAGGAUGGGUAUGACGACCUGUCGGAACCCGAGUUCCCACUACCUGAUGGAGUUUCGAAAGAAAUUUUGACCGAAGCUGGCACCUCGCAGUGGUUAAAGCCAAAAGUGGGAGAUGAAGUCACCAUCCAUUAUGUGGCCAAGCAUUCCGUCACCAACCCACCUGAGUUUCGUGAAUUCUACUCCUCUCGCAGUGGCGAACCCUUCUGCUUCACCCUGGGCCAGGGGCAGGUUGCCAAAGGUCUGGAGCUGGGCAUUCCGACCAUGCGAAGGGGCGAGCUGGCUCAGUUCACCAUGACUGGUGACUUUGGAGCCAUGGAGGGCCCAAUGGAGGCCAUGGAAGGUUCGAAAUUUUCGGUUCCGGAAGGUGCUACUUUUCUCUAUGAGGUUGAGUUGAUUUCCUGGAAAGCCAGGAGCGAUCUGUUGAAGGAUGGAUCGGUGAUCAAGACCACCAUGGAGGAAGGCACGGGCUGGAAGACGCCUCAGUUGAAGGAGGAAGUUUGCCUCGGCCUUCGAAUUUUGGCACCGGAUAAGGCGGUCUUGAAGGAAGUGGAUGACUUGGAAUACACCCUGGGUUCCAUGAACUUCGGCGAUGCAUCUGCUGUUGUCGAUCGAUGCCUGGUUGGAAUGAAAAAGAAGGAGGUGGCCCUUCUCGAGUGUCAAAGAGAACUUGACUUUGGGGAUGGCAUCAAAAUGUCGGACCUUGCAGUGACUAUCACUUUGAAAGAGAUUUACGAGACGAAGGAUGUGUCCUUCCAAAAGGACAAGAGCCUUAUAAAGAAACAAAUCGUCGAAGGUCAGGGGUAUGAGACUCCGAAAGAUGGAAGUAGCGUGCAUCUGGCUAUAGAGGCUGCCGCUGCUGAGGCAUGGAAAAACCUCAGCUUCCAGAAAAGGCUCCUUGACUUUGUUUCAGGCGAUGGGCAAGUACCGGACGCCUUGGAAUUCGCAGCCAUGGACAUGAAGAAAGGAGAGAAGGCCGUCCUGAAGGUGAAGUGCCCUGACGGCUCGCUGCGUGCACAGCUGGAUCUUCCAGAUGACCUUCCGGAGGUUUUCCUCACCCUUUCCUUAGAAAGCUUUGAGCAGGCACCUGCCUUGGGCAUGGAUGAGGGUCAGCAGAAAGUGGAACGAGCAUCGGCUCGAAAAGAGGUGGGCACGCGGCAUUUCAAGGCCGGCCGUUGGGCCAUGGCUGUGUUGAGGUACAAGAGCGUCACAGAAUUGUUGACCUACGUGGAACAUUUUGACGACGAAGUUCGAGGUAAGGCCAAAGAGCUCAAAUUCACCUGCGAACUGAACAAAGCCGCGUGCUUUUUGAAGCUGCAGAUGUUUGCCGAAGCAAAGGUGGCGUGUCGCCUCGUGUUGGAGGAGCCUUCGUGCCGAAAUGUCAAGGCCCUCUUCCGCCGCGCUCAGGCGGAGAUGGGCUUGAAGAACUUCACUGAGUGCAUCAGUGACUGCAAAAAGGUUCUCCAAUUGGACGAGGAGAAUCGAGAUGCCAAAGUUCUCCUGAGACAGGCAGUUGCUGCGCAAAAGGAAGCUGACAAGAAGUCAAAAGCUGUGUUUGCUAGCAUGUGCAAGGCCUUAGGGAAGGACGGCAAUGAGACACAGGAACCUGUCUCAAAACACGAGCCAGUGAUCAUCCAGGAGAAAGGACCUGCAGAUGGCCCAGGGAUUGUGGCAACUCUGUUCCAAGGUGUUUCCUGGGCGUUCCUGUUCUUCCCAAACUUGGUCUUCUCGAAUUUCUCCUAUUUCUUUGGAUAUUUCUGGCAGAGAUUGACUGGGAAAACCCAGAAUGGGGCAGCCUCCGGCAACAUGCUGGUGGCGGGAUAUUUCACAAGUCCUGCCGGCAAUGGCCCUGAAACUUGGGUCUUCUCCGCAGAAUGCGGCACUGUGUUGCAGUGCUUGGGUGCUCCGGUGCCGCGGUUAGAACCAGAUGCUCCGGUGCUGGAGAUCAAGAAGUCUGAGCUGUCCAUUGGCGCCACGAUGCAUUCCAGUGAGGCCCCAUUGUGGGAACAAAUUGAUGGUCAGGUCUUAGAAAACCGUCUCGACAAGACGAUGAUCAAGUACAAUGAGGCUCAGAGCAUUCGCAAGACCUACGAGGUAUCCCAAGGUAUCCCUGAACGGCAGGCCAUUGUGAAGCGCUUGAAGCAGGAGAGGAUGGGCUUCGACAACCAACUGGCGGGCAUCGAAAGGACCUUGAAGGCCAAGGAGCGAGACUAUGAAGAGCUCCUGCUGCUGUCCCACGAUGCGUACCACGCCAAGGAGAUGGCUCAAGCAGAGCUACAUCGCUUCGAGCAGGGCGUCAUGGAGGAGAGAAACCAGCGAGACAAGGAAGUUCAGGAGAAGAAGGCGUUGGUGGAGCAGCGAGUGGAGAUGAACAAGCGUUUAGAGAUGCGGGAAAGGAUCCAAAAGCAGCAACAGCAGGAAAUUGAGAACGCCCAACGCGCGCAAGCUCGAGACCUUCCUGCCGCCGAAGCAUCAGGAGGAGCCGCAGAUGUGGCCGAAGAUGAUCAGAAGAUCCAACUCUUCAUCCAUGCCUUCAACCAGAUCAAAGAGGCGACGGGUGUCAACGAUCCCAACGAGAUCAUCCAGAAGUUCUUGACCCAGGAUGACACUCAGAAGAACCUCACCCAGCUGACGAAGGACAACCACGCGCUGAUCGAGAAGUUGCAAGAAGAACGUCGUCGCUUGCGGUCCCAAGUUGAGGAGCUGAAGUUCUCCAACGGCGGUGGUGGAGGGCGACGCCAGGCGAUCGAUGACUUCGAGAGCCACUUGGGCGAAGCCACCGAGAAGUGCGAGCGCAACCGGGGCAAGUACGAGCGCUUGGCUCGGAUGUUGAUCGAUGUGAAGGCGGGUAUCAGCCACCUUGCAGAGCUGCUGAUUCCCAUCAAGUUGGAGGGUGAAGCUCCACAACCGCUAGAGAUGACCGACGAGACCGUGGAGGAAGUGCUGCAGGAGAGCGAGAAGAAGAUCUCCAAACUGCUCAGUCUGACAGCGAAAUUCGAGGACGGCUUAGCAUCGGACGAGAUCAGUGAGCAGCAGCGUCAGAUGGAUGAAGAGCGCUACGAAGAGAAGCUGAUGAUGAGAAGCCAGUCCGAGGCCCGCAUCAAGCUCACGGACAAGGAGGAAGACAACGAAGAUGACGAAGCUUGA
This is a messenger RNA of Cladocopium goreaui, 3168 nucleotides long. The record is from the annotation of a GenBank genome assembly. Lineage: Eukaryota; Dinophyceae; Suessiales; Symbiodiniaceae.